Molecule: messenger RNA, 1800 nt
Organism: Anolis sagrei ordinatus
Lineage: Eukaryota; Metazoa; Chordata; Lepidosauria; Squamata; Anolidae
Gene: NME5
Product: NME/NM23 family member 5
Biological process (GO): spermatid differentiation; UTP biosynthetic process; GTP biosynthetic process
Cellular component (GO): cilium
Molecular function (GO): nucleoside diphosphate kinase activity
Source: RefSeq, a predicted model, not a curated record
GGGGCGAAUUCCUGUGCUCUGUUCAUCAGGCCCCAGGUGCAAGCGCGGAAGGGUUUUCUCUUUGGCGACUGCAAAGGGCAACGGAAGAAAUGACAAUGAUCCCGGGAAGGGCGGCAGAGGGGUUUCAAGGGGCCAGGGAGUGAGUGAAAGAAGACGGCUUGAAUCUUAACUGCAAAAAUGCAGAUGUUGAUGCCUGAACCUCAAAUCUAUGUUGAAAGAACUCUAGCAAUCAUUAAGCCAGAUAUCAUCAGCAAAGAAGUAGAAAUAGAAGAUAUCAUUCUCAGAUCGGGAUUCACCAUUACUCAGAAACGGAAGCUCCAAUUAAGUCCAGAGCAGUGCAGCAACUUCUAUGUGGAACAAUAUGGGAAAAUGUUUUUUCCAAACUUAACGUCUUAUAUGAGUUCUGGGCCUUUAAUUGCAAUGGUUCUCGCUCGGCAUCAAGCUAUCUCCUAUUGGAAGGACCUGCUUGGACCUUCAAGUAGCUUAGUAGCUAGGGAAAGAUAUCCUGACAGUUUAAGAGCAAUCUAUGGGACAGAUGAUCUGAGGAAUGGACUUCAUGGCAGUGCCAACUUUGCUGCAGCAGAGAGGGAAAUCCGAUUCAUGUUUCCUGAAGUCAUCAUUGAACCAAUUCCUGUUGGGCAAGCUGCUAAGGAUUACCUGAACCUUUAUGUCACUCCUACCCUGCUGAAAGGACUUACAGAACUGUGUAAGAAGAAGCCAGCAGAUCCUUUUAUUUGGCUGGCUGAUUGGUUAAUUGAACAUAAUCCCAACACACCCAAAAUGCGGCAUGCUGUGAUUGUGGAGGAGCCUUAAAGAAGACAGUGUUAAAAUUCUCUAAAAACAAUGAAAAAACAUGUUUUUGCUAUUGUCUCUUGAUUUUUAACAAAUGUUAAUAUGCAAUAAGUAAUAGUUCAAAAUCUGUUGUAAGCAGAGAAGCAGGAUGUUGUGAAGUAUGCAGACUUAAGUAGCAGCAUUUGAACUUGAUGUUUAAAUUAUUAAAGAACUAUUAGUUGUAACUCAUUAAUGAUCAACAAAGAUUUAAAGAAGCUUUGAAGUUUGAUGACCAGACCCAUUACCUCAGUAGGAUUUCUGUAGGUACUGAUUUACCUGAUUCAGUAACUGAUUCAGCAGUUGAUUCAAAAGUGUGGGUUAUGUUUGUUUGUUUGUUUGUUUUUUGCUACUUGGGACUAGCAAUUGGAACCAGAUCCUUGUUUUGGUUUUUCCAGACUUGUCACCUGCUUUUGAACCCAUAUGUCAAAAGAGUUAGAGAUGUUGUUCAGUGAUGGUAAUGGAAAUUCUAUGUUUUGAGAUUCAAAAACCAAAUGUGAGAUUUAAAAGGAAAUUUGACAUACUUAUGAAGAACAGGUCCAACAGCAACCAACUGUGAUCACAAAAUGAAAUAUCCCUGUUUAGAAUCAGUAUGUUGCACAAGAUUACUUGGUUGGACAAGGCAGGGGCUUUAUAUCUGGUCUGUGAAUAUUCUGAAGGCAUCUACUUAACCAUUGGAAAGGGAAGGAUACCAAAAUAGGUAGAUCUUUGCAACAGUUCCUCUGUUGAGUUCUAUUCUCAUGGAGUAAUAUCAGUGGAAAAUUCAAUCUGCUUUCCAAUCACCUAAAAUGACUGUUUUUCUAAGGAGAUAAUAGCAUGGCUUACUGCUUUCUUGGCACUUGUCUACUAAGAAUUCUUGUUUUCUUUAACAUAGAACAACCAUGCCAUCUACCAACUUUAUUUCUAAAUAAAAUGUUCCUUCCUACACGCUCUGUAAGAGCAUAUAUUUCAAUAAAGAACAGCAGAAAAUUC